Messenger RNA from Pochonia chlamydosporia 170, 807 nucleotides. RefSeq lists its product as hypothetical. The record is from RefSeq and is a predicted model, not a curated record. The transcript has 3 exons. Lineage: Eukaryota; Fungi; Ascomycota; Sordariomycetes; Hypocreales; Clavicipitaceae. The coding region runs from base 1 to 807 and encodes 268 amino acids.
AUGGACAAAACUGCAACCAUCGGGUCGCUCACCAGCGCAGCCAUCUUCAGUACCGGCGUCGUAAUAGCCAUCGCCAACUCAAUCAGGAUCAAAACCGCUGAAGGCGCACCGUGGUGGCGCUUCUGGAGUCUAAUCCCACACGGUAUAUACGGCGGUUUUGCUAUACAAGCAGCAUUUCACACGAGAUAUGAUAGCAAUGGAAUGCAAUCGAAGCUUGGGCCGAUAUUCGUGAGCCAGAGUAUACAUGGGAUGGCGGGCAUCCUUCUAUUACCAUGGACACUAGCCGUGAAAGCUUUGUGCAAGAAACUGAAAAACAACACCGCCUGGCCGCAUUCAUUGGAAUGGGGAGCCAAACAACGCAGCAGUGGCUUCCUUUACAUCUUUCUCAUUGAUGCCAGUUUUCUGGCGUGUAUACUCGCUGCGAUUAUUUACGGCACAUAUUUUACACCAUGGACAUUUAAUACUUGUUCUUUGUACAUGGCGUAUGAUCAGUGGCCGCCGGUUAUCAGCGAUGCCAGCUUCCAAGAUCAGUGUCGAAGAGGGACGGCGAUACAACGCAUUAUUAGCCUGCAACACCGUCCUCAUAGUCCCCCUAAUUUCCAUGCCCAGCCCGCUCCGAGUCCCAAUCUUCUUCCUCUCUCGGGCCGUAAUGCUACGCAGAAGGGCUCCCAAACAGCGAGACUACUGGUACGACCUGGAGAAAAUGCCCCUCCGAGAAAAGGAGGACCACGAGCCCUCUGUACUACAACAUCUACUGCCAUCAGACCGCAUCGCCAGAGUCUUGUACACCCACUUACACGUCGAUGA